Molecule: messenger RNA, 1465 nt
Organism: Nicrophorus vespilloides
Lineage: Eukaryota; Metazoa; Arthropoda; Insecta; Coleoptera; Silphidae
Product: short-chain specific acyl-CoA dehydrogenase, mitochondrial-like
Exons: 6
Coding region: 119-1336 (405 amino acids)
Biological process (GO): fatty acid beta-oxidation using acyl-CoA dehydrogenase; butyrate catabolic process
Cellular component (GO): mitochondrion
Molecular function (GO): flavin adenine dinucleotide binding
Source: RefSeq, a predicted model, not a curated record
GUAAUUCGUCCUUAGCCAGGCAGACGCAACGAAUAAAUAACAAACAAUUCCGCGGCGAGGUGGAAAUGUAGCCGUAGAGCGAGCGUGAGGCGCCGCCAGCCACGCACAGAGCAGAGCUAUGAUGUCAGUCAGGACGCUAUCCAAGUGCAUCGUCACAGCGACGCAGAGGAAGAGAUGCCUGAGAUACUUCAGCUUGCACAGACUGCCCGAAGGCCAUCUGGCCUUGCAGGCAGUGGCCAAGAGGUUUGCCGCAGAUAAACUUAAACCUAUAGCUGCAGAGCUCGACAGAGAGCACAGAUUCCCCUCCGAACAGAUUAAGGAACUCGCUGAAUUGGGGCUGAUGGCUGUGACUGCUGACGAGAGAUGGGGCGGUGCAGGCCAAGACACUCUGGCCCUCGCCGUCGCCGUGGAGGAGAUCGCCAAAGGGUGCGGCGGGACCGGAGCUAUAGUCUCCAUCCAUAACUGCCUCUAUGUGGAUCUGGUCAAUAGGUUUGGCUCUGAUCAGCAGAAGGAGCAAUUCCUCAAACCAUACACUGAUGGUACACUUGGAUGUUUUGCACUCAGCGAACCAGAUGCCGGUAGCGAUGUUGGAAGUAUGCUGACGACGGCCAGACUCGAGGGUGAUCACUACGUGCUGGACGGCACCAAGUCCUGGGUGACCAGCGGCACCGAAGGAAAGGCGGCCGUCGUAUUCGCCACAGUCGACAGAUCUCUUAAACACAAAGGUAUUACCGGUUUCCUGGUGCCGAUGUGCAGCGACGGGUUGAGCCUGGGGCCCAAGGACGAUAAGCUGGGUAUCCGUGCGGCUCCCUCCUGCAACAUGUACUUGGAGGGCGUGCGAGUGCCGAAGGACGACGUGCUCGGCGAGGUGGGAGACGGAUUCAGGAUGGCGAUGAAGCAACUGGACAAGGCGCGCGUCGGCAUCGCUUCCCAAGCUCUGGGAAUCGGUCAGGCCGCCCUCGAAUUGGCCGUCGGCUACGCAUCGCAGAGGAAGGCUUUCGGUAAAUCGAUCAAUCAGAUGCAGGCUGUAAAGAUGAGGAUAGCAGAGAUGGCGCUCAGGUUGGAGUCUGCACGUCUGCUGGUGUACAGGGCAGCUGUGCUCUGCGACGAGGAGGAUCGCUCCACGAAGGAAUCCUCGAUGGCAAAGCUUGCUGCCAGCGAGGCUGCAACACAUGUCACUCAUUCCUGCAUACAAAUUCUUGGGGGCGUCGGUUACGUGACGGCGAUGCCAGCGGAGCGCCACUAUCGCGACGCCAGAAUCACCGAGAUCUACGGCGGCAUCAGCGACAUCCAGCGUCUCCUCAUCGGAGACAUCGUUAUAAAACAAUACGAAUGAUCGACGGGGUGUGGGGGGGGUGGAUUGAAUUACGGGAUGAAAUUAAAAAAAACGCACGCGCAUUUAUAAAAUAUAACACAACAUUAUUACCUAAUUUAACGUUUAAAAUAAAGAGAAUUUAUAUUUUAA